AUGGCGACUUCAAUUGCCAUAAACGGAGGAUCUUCAUCUCCAACAACUACGGAACAAUCAGUUAAUGAUAGCGAUGUUAGUGAAGACAGUGAAACUUGUUGUCAAAAUGAUAAAUCAACGACAACUUCGAAAAACACAAAAAAACAAAGUGUAAAACCGUAUAAAAAUGCCAAGAAUGAAAGUAAUCAAACAAACAGUUACGCUGGGAACAAAAACACUGCUGAAGGAUUGAUGGACAUAGCACUACUAUCAGCCAAUGCCAAUCAAUUGCGAUUUUUAAUAACAUACAAUCAUGACGCUUCGACCUACUAUAUUAGCAUUACUUUAGUGGCAUUAUCGCUGCUAAUGCAAAUAUUGGUUGGAAUAGCCUUAAUAUUUAAGCGUCGUUUUCGUACAUGCCGUAGUAAACGUUAUAAUGAAUUAAUAUUGGGUGGUGUCUUUAUAAUAACAGUGGUGAAUAUAUUGCUGGCAGCUUUUACUACUACUGAUGUUAAAUGAACUAAGAAUGCAUUCUUAGUUCAUGCUCUUUCUUGUAUAUCCAAAGUUGUUGAGUUAUUAACUCUUCAUAAAAAUUUAAAUUUAAAAUCUGUUUGUAGAAAACCAUGUUUUGAUUUAUUUUUUCAAAUAAAAAAUAUUUUGAAAAUGUA
This is a messenger RNA of Calliphora vicina (urban bluebottle blowfly), 647 nucleotides long. RefSeq names its product Ninjurin B (gene NijB). The coding region runs from base 1 to 498 and encodes 165 amino acids. The transcript has 2 exons. The record is from RefSeq and is a predicted model, not a curated record. Lineage: Eukaryota; Metazoa; Arthropoda; Insecta; Diptera; Calliphoridae. Gene Ontology annotation, biological process: tissue regeneration; cell adhesion. Gene Ontology annotation, cellular component: membrane.